CAGAGCAACCCUAUCUCUUCCCCACUCCGCUCCUCGCUCACCCUCUCACCAAAUCCUUCUCCUCCGCGCCGCCACAGCCGGGCGCGCCUCUCGAUCGAGAUCCAGGAGAUAUGCCUCGUUAUGAUGAUCGCCAUGGGAAUACACGCUUGUAUGUUGGAAGAUUGGCCCCUCGCACCCGUUCCCGCGACCUAGAAUAUCUUUUCAGCAAAUAUGGAAGAAUACGUGAAGUGGAGUUGAAGCGUGACUAUGCAUUCAUUGAAUUCAGUGACCCCCGUGAUGCUGAUGAUGCGCAGUACAACCUAGAUGGCAGGGAAGUCGAUGGAAGCCGUAUUAUUGUUGAAUUUGCUAAAGGAGUUCCUCGUGGUUCUGGUGGUUCACGUGAGUACAUGGGAAGAGGACCUCCACCAGGAACAGGUCGUUGUUUUAACUGUGGAAUGGAUGGUCACUGGGCAAGGGACUGCAAGGCUGGUGACUGGAAGAACAAAUGCUACCGCUGUGGUGAAUCGGGCCAUAUAGAGAGAAAUUGCCAGAACAGUCCAAGGAAUCUCAGGCGUGAUAAAAGCUAUUCACGGUCUCCAUCCCCACGUGGUGGACGUGGCCGCAGCCGGAGCUACAGCAGAAGCCGGAGCUAUAGCCGAUCCAGAUCCCCAUCUGGAUCUCCCAGGGGUGGACGCCGUGAACGUGACGAGAGGAGAUCUAGGAGUCUUAGCUACAGCAGGAGCGCAAGCCCCAGGCGUUCUGUCUCACCUGCAAAGGAAAAGGAGCGCAGUCGCACACCCAAUGGCAGUAGGAGCCCAAGGAGCCCCAGCCCAAGGGCUGAGGUGAGCCCACCACUGAAGGAUAAUGGUGCACGCAAUGGCUCAGACCAUGAAGGCAACCCUGGUGGUGGAGAGAACAGCAAGAGGAGUCGGAGCCCAUCUGAUGGCUACCGUAGCCCUGUGGCCAAUGGGCGCAGCCCGAGCCCGAGGGACGAUCGGAGCCCAAGCCCCAAGGGCAACAACGAAGAUGACGAGCGCCGUGGUUCACCUAGAGGAAGUCAGUCCCCCCUGAACUGAGAAAUUCUGAUCAAAUUUGGGCCGCACGAUUCGGUUGUAACUGUUAUAUUUUAGUUUGAGACAACAAACUGUAUUUGCUCAUUUCUCAUACAGUCAGGUUUAUGCUUUUUGAGCUAGAAAACAUGUGUAAGAAUUUGUUACCUUCAAGCUAUUCCUGGUUUGUGAUAUGGUAAUACUUGAACU
This is a messenger RNA of Zea mays, 1238 nucleotides long. RefSeq lists its product as uncharacterized. Lineage: Eukaryota; Viridiplantae; Streptophyta; Magnoliopsida; Poales; Poaceae. The transcript has 7 exons. Bases 111 to 1055 code for a protein of 314 amino acids. The record is from RefSeq and is marked provisional. Gene Ontology annotation, molecular function: zinc ion binding; RNA binding.